AUGGACGUGGACGUGGACGUGGACGUAAACGUGGACGUCGACAUGGUCGUGGGCGUGGACAUGGACAUGGACGUGGACGUGGACGUGGACAUGGACGUGGACGUGGACGUGGACGUGGAUGUGGACAUGGACGUGGACGUGGACGUGGACAUGGACGUGGACGUGGACAUGGAGGUGGACGUGGACAUGAACAUGGACGUAGACGUGGACGUGGACAUGGACGUGGACGUGGACAUGGACGUGGAUAUGGACGUGGACGUGGACAUGGACAUGGACAUGGACGUGGACGUGGACAUGGACGUGGACGUGGACAUGGACAUGGACGUGGACGUGGACAUGGACAUGGACGUGGACGUGGACGUGGACGUGCACGUGGACAUGGACGUGGACGUGGACAUGGACGUGGAUAUGGACGUGGACAUGGACAUGGACAUGGACAUGGACAUGGACGUGGACGUGGACAUGGACGUGGACGUGGACAUGGACGUGGACGUGGACGUGGACAUGGACGUGGACGUGGACGUGGACGGGGACGUGGACGUGGACGUGGACGUGGACAUGGACGUGGACGUGGACGUGGACGUGGACGUGGACGUGGACAUGGACGUGGACGUGGACGUGGACAUGGACGUGGACGUGGACAUGGACGUGGACGUGGACGUGGACAUGGACGUGGACUUGGACGUGGACGUGGACGUGGACGUGGACGUGGACAUGGACGUGGACGUGGACAUGGACGUGGACGUGGACGUGGACAUGGACGUGGACGUGGACAUGGACGUGGACGUGGACGUGGACGUGGACAUGGACGUGGACAUGGACGUGGACGUGGACGUGGAUGUGGACGUGGACGUGGACAUGGACGUGGACGUGGACGUGGACAUGGACGUGGACUUGGACGUGGACGUGGACAUGGACGUUGACUUGGACGUGGACGUGGACAUGGACGUGGACGUGGACGUGGACAUGGACGUGGACGUGGACAUGGACGUGGACGUGGACGUAGACAUGGACGUGGACGUGGACAUGGACGUGGACGUGGACAUGGACGUGGACGUGGACGUGGACAUGGACGUGGACGUGGACAUGGACGUGGACGUGGACGUGGACGUGGACGUGGACAUGGACGUGGACGUGGACGUGGACAUGGACGUGGACGUGGACAUGGACAUGGACAUGGACGUGGAUGUGGACAUGGACGUGGACGUGGACAUGGACAUGGACGUGGACGUGGACAUGGACGUGGACGUGGACGUGGACGUGGACAUGGACGUGGACGUGGACAUGGACGUGGACAUGGACGUGGACGUGGACAUGGACAUGGACAUGGACGUAAACGUGGACAUGGACGUGGACGUGGACAUGGACAUGGACGUGGACGUGGACGUGGACGUGGACAUGGACGUGGACGUGGACGUGGACGUGGACGUGGACGUGGACAUGGACGUGGACGUGGACGUGGACGGGGACGUGGACAUGGACGUGGACGUGGACAUGGACAUGGACGUGGACGUGGACGUGGACGUGGACAUAGACGUGGACGUGGACGUGGACGUGGACAUGGACAUGGACGUGGACGUGGACGUGGACGUGGACGUGGACUUGGACGUGGACGUGGACGUGGACGUGGACGUGGACAUGGACGUGGACGUGGACGUGGACAUGGACGUAGACCUGGACAUAGACGUGGACGUGGACGUGGACGUGGACGUGGACCUGGACGUGGACGUGGACCUGGACGUAGACCUGGACGUGGACGUGGACAUGGACGUGGACGUGGACGUGGACGUGGACGUGGACAUAGACGUGGACGUGGACGUGGACGUGGACAUGGACGUGGACGUGGACGUGGACGGGGACGUGAACGUGGACGUGGACGUGGACAUGGACGUGGACGUGGACGUGGACGUGGACGUAGACGGGGACAUGGACGUGGACGUAGACAUAGACGUGGACGUGGAUGUGGACGUGGACGUAGACGUGGACGUGGACGUGGACGUUGACGUGUAG
Messenger RNA from Closterium sp. NIES-65, 2010 nucleotides. Lineage: Eukaryota; Viridiplantae; Streptophyta; Zygnematophyceae; Desmidiales; Closteriaceae. The record is from the annotation of a GenBank genome assembly.